This is a messenger RNA of Ascochyta rabiei, 1731 nucleotides long. RefSeq names its product Ubiquitinyl hydrolase 1. The record is from RefSeq and is a predicted model, not a curated record. Gene Ontology annotation, molecular function: proteasome binding; cysteine-type deubiquitinase activity; protein binding. The transcript is spliced from 4 exons. Lineage: Eukaryota; Fungi; Ascomycota; Dothideomycetes; Pleosporales; Didymellaceae. The coding region runs from base 1 to 1731 and encodes 576 amino acids. Gene Ontology annotation, biological process: regulation of proteasomal protein catabolic process; proteasome-mediated ubiquitin-dependent protein catabolic process; protein deubiquitination.
AUGGCUGUAGUGAUCGUCAAGCACCAGGGCAAGAAGCACGAAAUCGAGGUCGACACGUCGUCGAACGGCGAGACGUUCAAGUACCAGCUCUUCUCCAUCACCGGCGUCGAGCCUGAGCGCCAGAAGAUCCUCGUCAAGGGCGGCCAGCUCAAGGAUGACGCCGACAUGUCGAAGCUGGGGCUCAAGUCCGGCCAGACGAUCAUGAUGAUGGGCACGCCCUCAGGCGACGACACAAACAUCAUCGAGAAGCCCAAGGAGAAGAUCAAGUUUCUGGAGGACAUGGACGAGGCGGAGGCUGCGCAGCUCGAAGGCGCCACCCCGGCGGGCCUGCAGAACCUGGGCAACACAUGCUACAUGAACUCGACGCUCCAGGUGUUAAGGUCGGUUCCUGAGCUGCAGGAGGAGCUGCUGCGCUACGCUGACAGCGGCCCUGGCUCAUCCAGCUCGGCGAACCAGCUUAGCCAGUUCGGUCUCGGUGGUCUCGGCGCCUCGAUGGACCUCACAGGAUCUCUGCGCGACCUCUUCAGGCAGAUGGGCGAGACCCAGCAGGGCUUCCCUCCCCUCAUGUUCCUGAACGCCCUACGAACCGCCUUCCCCCAAUUCGCCCAGAAAUCCAAGGACGGACACGGCUACGCACAGCAGGACGCGGAAGAGGCCUGGUCACAGAUUGUCGCACAGCUGCGACAAAAGUUGCGGGUCAAGAACGAGUCUGAGGCAGAGAAGAAGGCGGACGUUUCCUGGAUUGACAAGUUCAUGGCUGGCAAAUUCGAGUCGGUUAUGGAGUGCGACGAGCCUGCAGCAAAGGAGAUGGGCGAGGAGCCUGUCACGAGCGAGGACACUUUCUUCAAGCUCAACUGCCACAUCAACGUCGAGACAAACCACCUGCGCGACGGUCUGGCUGCUGGUCUAAAGGAGCAGAUCGAGAAGCGCUCAGAGCUUCUGGGGCGCAACGCAGUCUACACAAAGACGUCCAAGAUCUCGCGACUCCCCGUACACCUGCCCGUCCACUUUGUACGAUUCGACUGGCGCCGAGACACCAACAAGAAGGCAAAGAUCAUGCGCAAGGUUACAUUCCCGGACGAGCUGGAUGCAAUAGAGUUCUGCACGGAUACACUGAAGAAACAGCUCAUCCCCGUGCGCGACAAGAUCCGUGACGUGCGCAAAGAAGAGGUCGACGUUGAGCGUGCCCGUAAGCGCCAGAAGCGCCUGAAGGCGGGCGAGGAGAACGACAGCGACCCGCUCGCACAGAAGGAGCCACUGCAGAAGAAAAAGGAGGCUGCACAGAAGAAGGAGGACGCAAACAAGCCCGCCGAGCCUGUGGAGGAAAUUGAGUACAAGACAGACGCUCAAAUCGAGGCUGAACGCGCCGCAUCCAUCCUAGCCGCUAAGAAGGAGGUGCUGUCGCUGGUGAGUCCCGAGCUCGCCGCAGACGAUGGUGCCAACCAAACCGGCCUCUACGAGCUGCGUGGCGUCAUCACACAUCAGGGUGCUAGCGCCGACAGCGGUCACUAUACUUCCUUCGUCAAGAAGCAGGGCGCCAAGGACCCGGUCACGGGUAAGAGGAAGGCCGAGGACGGCAAGUGGUGGUGGUUCAACGAUGACAAGGUCUCUGAGGUCGACGCCGAGAGAAUUCAGACCCUGUCUGGUGGAGGUCAAAGCCACUCGGCCCUGAUCCUCCUGUACCGUGCAUUGCCACUGCCCACUGUGGACGAGGACGUGGAGAUGUCUUAG